AUGCCUGUGCUAAGUCCCGCACCUUCAGCCAGCAUUGCAGCCUGGCGGCUCCCAAAUCAUCGCCCUACAACCUUCAGGACCGAGCCCAAUAUUGACAUAAAGAGUCUAAAAAAUACCGUUCGUGCUCAUCGCGAAGCGAAUCGAGAGCCAGUCGUGCGGAAGAUCUAUAAAAAGGGUCAGUCGGUCCGGAUAGAAGACCAUGACGGAGGACUACCUGCCUUGAAGGUCAAAGUCCCACAGAAGAAGAGUGGACUUUUCAAGAGGAUUGAUCUUGCUUCCGUCACCGCGUUGCGAGGCACCAGUCGCGACUUGGACGCGUUAUGGCGCAUAAAGGAUACUGAGAAGAACCCGCCCCUGCACUAUCGCCUUCCAUGGCUCCGGCAUUUGGAUAGCCCCGACUCGCUCCCUCCAUUGUCAGCCAUCGAGCGCCUUACUGCUGAAAUCUGCGCAUUCGAAAAAUAUAGCUCUCCGUCGGAAGAAGAGCAAGCCGCUGCCAACGACGCUCUGAACGACAUCAUCGAGUGCGUCAAGGGCACUGACGCUGGGUUAAUUGUCGAUGUCAUUGGCUCUCGUGCCACAAACUUGGCUGAUUCUUUAUCGGACCUUGAUAUCAACGUCUCCAGUCCAGAUCAAUGUGUCAUCUUGGAUGAACCCGCGAUGGAAGCUCCAUUCAAGGUUCUCGACAAACUCUACAAGACUCUGCGGAAGCCGUCGAAAACUACCAAUCAGUCUGUUUCUCAUCGUAUCGAAACUCAUUACUACCUUAAAACCGCUCGAAUACCCAUCUUGCUUUGCCGCCACAAACCAACAGGGCUUCCAAUUCAGAUCCAGUCGACGCCACGGACAUUUGACAGCCGGGAAUACGUCAAAGCGUCGUUGAGGGAAUAUCCAACUUUGCGAAGCUUGUUCAAAGUAUUGAAACAACUUCUGCAAAUGCGUGGACUUACCGUCGGCAGCCAUGGAGGGAUUACAUCCUAUCCACUACUGCAAAUGAUUGUCGCGACGCUAAAGUUCUCCGAGGCCAGGUUUCACCCGGCAGACGUGGGCAACCAGUUCCUCUUCUUCCUAGACUUCUACUCUGACAUCGACUUUUCCACGCAUGGCAUUUCCAUUGAACCUCUUGAGUUGUUCUCCAAAAGCGUUGGGCGGGCCUCAGAUCGUGGUGAAGAGCCGGACAACGGGAGAGAUGGGCCAGAAUCGCCGAAUAAGGCGCACGAAUCGCAGUAUGAUGUCACGUUCAAGGGUCGGACUCGAAGACGGUCUCUAAAGAGCAUGGACUAUUUAAUGACUCUCCAGGACCCCGCUAACCCUAUCAACGACCUUGGAAAGUCUUGUUUUCAAAUCAAAGAUGUGCAGGAGACUUUCAUUGCCAUCAGGGCAACCCUCAAGCGGGCAAUGGCUCAAUGGGACGUCCCCUCUAGGGCGUCCGCACGUUCGGGCGGCCAAAGUGUAGUGCGUUCACUGUUGGAGUCCUGCGUUGGUGGUGACUACAGGAUAUACGAGCACGAGAGAGACGAUCUUUGCCGGUUAGGUCGCCGCUCACUGCACAAGUUGGAGGAGGCUGCUGCUUCAGAAGCUUGA
Messenger RNA from Cladophialophora yegresii CBS 114405, 1581 nucleotides. RefSeq lists its product as uncharacterized. Gene Ontology annotation, biological process: RNA 3'-end processing. Gene Ontology annotation, molecular function: mRNA binding; poly(A) RNA polymerase activity. Gene Ontology annotation, cellular component: nucleolus; TRAMP complex. The transcript is spliced from 2 exons. The coding region runs from base 1 to 1581 and encodes 526 amino acids. The record is from RefSeq and is a predicted model, not a curated record. NCBI's taxonomy places the organism in Eukaryota, Fungi, Ascomycota, Eurotiomycetes, Chaetothyriales, Herpotrichiellaceae.